AUGGCACCCACGACAAACUCGCAUGGCCGUUCUCACAGCCUCCUCUUGCUCCAGAGGCUUCUGAAUCUGCGCGAUGCCGCCAGCCCUCUCACUCUUCUUCUCGAUAACCUCGAACAGCCCGCCCGGCCAGUAAUCUCAGAGCUCAUGACAAGAGCAAAGCUGGCAAAAACAAAAAUCAUAUUCCUAUCCUUCUCUACACUUCGCAAGCCUCGAGAAGCAGACGUCUUCAUCAAAGCCACGGGAAAAGAUUUAAACGCAGUCAGCCGGGAACUUCUGUCACAUUAUCCCGCAUUUCAGCCAGCAGCCAUCAAAGAUAAGACAGUUCAGACUGUCGUCUUCAUUGACUCAUUAAAUUCUCUUUCAUCGGCGGCUACCCAAUCACUGGCCGUCUUUUUAUCCAGCAUCAUCACGCCAGUAGUUUCCAUCGUGGGUGUAUAUCACACCGAUGUACCAGUCAUCCUACCAAAAUCUUUCAACGAAUAUGAGCCUCACCCGUUUGCGCUGCUGAACCAUCUAGCAACGGCCAUCUUAACACUAUCAAACCUACAGCAAGAAAUCGAACGGCAAAAGGCUCGCAACAGGAGUGUCGUAGAGCCAGAAUGGGGCCUCAAAGAAGAUCGCGAAGGUGUCCUCAUCGGCCUCACAGAAAAGAGCAAGUCUGAAGACCAGGGAGGCGUCGUCAUCAACAUGGAGUUACGAAGGAGAAGCGGGCGGGCCGUCGACGAAAAGUUCAUCCUCAUGCCACCCUCUGCAGCGACGACAAAAGCCGGCCUCGGCAAGCUUUGUCUUCUCACGGACCAUUCAAUGUUCAAGAAGCCCGAGGCAGAUCAAGGUGAAGAUGGAGAAGAACAGCCCGAGAGCACAUUUAAUCUAGGCCUUACAGAGAAGCAGCGAAAGGAUAGAGAGGGGAUUGUGCUGCCGUACUUUGAUGCGCAGACUGAUAUUGGAGCUGGAGAGGGUGGCAGGAUCUUGUACGAGAUGGGCAGAGAAGAUGAUUUUGAUGACGAAGAGGAUGAGAUAUGA
Trichoderma asperellum CBS 433.97 is the source of this 1023-nucleotide messenger RNA. The record is from RefSeq and is a predicted model, not a curated record. Lineage: Eukaryota; Fungi; Ascomycota; Sordariomycetes; Hypocreales; Hypocreaceae.